Carica papaya (papaya) is the source of this 1427-nucleotide messenger RNA. Its product is annotated as galactinol synthase 1-like. Gene Ontology annotation, molecular function: glycosyltransferase activity. NCBI's taxonomy places the organism in Eukaryota, Viridiplantae, Streptophyta, Magnoliopsida, Brassicales, Caricaceae. The record is from RefSeq and is a predicted model, not a curated record.
UACGCGAAGAACCAGGCACCAACGCACAUACUAUACUCCCUUCAAUCCUCCCAUUCUUCCCAAAUCACACCUUACUCUUGACUUGCAUUUCACCUGAUACGAUGGCUCCAGAGCUUGUCCAAAACACAGUGAAGCCCGCUGCCUUCGUUAAGACUGCGAGGUUGCCGAGCCGUGCGUACGUUACAUUUCUGGCCGGUAACGGAGACUACGUGAAAGGCGUCGUCGGGUUGGCGAAAGGAUUAAGGAAGGUAAAGUCUUCGUAUCCUUUAGUUGUGGCGGUUUUGCCCGACGUGCCGGAGGAGCACAGGCGGAUCCUAGAGUCUCAAGGUUGCAUUGUCCGGGAGAUCCAACCGGUUUACCCUCCCGAGAACGAAACACAGUUCGCUAUGGCGUAUUAUGUUAUUAACUAUUCUAAGCUCCGUAUAUGGGAGUUCGUGGAGUACAGUAAAAUGAUAUACCUGGACGGAGAUAUUCAGGUGUUUGAUAACAUAGACCAUCUAUUCGAUUUGCCGGACGUAUAUUUCUACGCUGUAAUGGAUUGUUUCUGCGAGAAGACAUGGAGUCAUAGUCCUCAGUACAAGAUUGGUUACUGCCAGCAAUGUCCUGAAAGGGUGAGGUGGCCGGAGGAGAUGGGUCAACCCCCGGCGCUCUACUUUAACGCUGGGAUGUUUGUGUUCGAGCCAAGUCUCUAUACUUACCAAGAUCUCUUAAGCACCGUCAAAGUCACUCCUACUACUCCUUUCGCAGAGCAGGACUUUUUGAACAUGUACUUCAAGGAUAUAUACAAGCCGAUACCUCUGGUUUACAAUCUUGUUCUUGCAAUGCUAUGGCGGCACCCAGAGAAGGUGGAACUGGACAAGGUCAAAGUUGUUCACUACUGUGCAACGGGGUCAAAACCAUGGAGAUACACGGGGAAGGAAGAGAACAUGCAAAGAGAAGAUAUAAAGAUGCUGGUCAAGAAAUGGUGGGAUAUUUACAACGAUGAAUCGUUGGACUAUAAACCAGUGCUGGGUGGUGAAGAUAUUCACUUGGAGCCAUUCAUAGCUGCUCUAUCUGAAGCUGGACAGGUUCAAUACGUGACUGCCCCAUCGGCUGCUUAGAUUCUGAGGAAGAGAAGAAUAUUAAUGGCAGAACCGAGAAGAUCCAAGUGGGAAAAAAAUUUAAAAAAAAAAAAAAACUUAAUCCUUUCCGAAACCCAUAGAUAUGGCAAGGAGAAAGGAUACAACUUUUCUUUUUUCUUUUUGGGUUGGGUGAAAGGAGGAAUUAGCUUGCUAUGGUUUGUCUUAUGUAAUACACAGCGCCCUCGUUGUAGGUGAUGUAAUAUGUGUGUUUCCGAUCAAAUAUAGUUGAUCAGUUGUGCAGAGAUUGAAAUCACUGGUGUAAUCCACAAAUCGUGCAACGAAUAGAAAUUAUUAGUUUGCCUUUUU